Hemiscyllium ocellatum (epaulette shark) is the source of this 996-nucleotide messenger RNA. It is a transcript of the gene borcs8, whose product is annotated as BLOC-1 related complex subunit 8. Lineage: Eukaryota; Metazoa; Chordata; Chondrichthyes; Orectolobiformes; Hemiscylliidae. The transcript has 6 exons. The record is from RefSeq and is a predicted model, not a curated record. Bases 32 to 469 code for a protein of 145 amino acids. Gene Ontology annotation, cellular component: BORC complex.
GAGCACUUCCUGGGGAUGGGGCGGAUGGAAGAUGGAGGACCAGGAGAUGUACCUGAAAGUGAAGAAAGUUACAGAUAAAUUCACUGAAAGUAUGUACUUCUUGGCCAACGAGCCAUCAUUGGCUCUGUACCGACUGCAGGAGCACGUGCGGCGAUCCCUCCCAGAGCUGGUGCAGCACAAGACAGACAUGCAAGGAGUGGAGGAGCAGUGCCAAGGUGCGAUCUACACUGUGGAAUACGCCUGCAGUGCUGUGAAGAGUAUGUCCAACAGUGGGGCUUACUUCAAGAACAUUGAGGGGCUACUCCGACACGCUAUCAGCAUUAAGGACCAGAUGAGCUCUCUGCAGAGCCGCAGAGCCAAGCGUGCGCCCCUUCCUUUCCAGUGUUGGAUGGUGUAUUCAGUGAACAAUGGUCGCAAAGCUCGUUCUGGGUCAUGUGAAGAAAAGGGAUCAGACGGGAUAAGGUUCUGAAAGAGUUGGACAGUUAACGGCACUGUUGUAUUUUCACGUGGGUGUGUUUGUAUGUACAUUUUCACAAGCUUAAGACAAUAUCUUUUUACUUUGCCGAACGCAGCUUUUACAAAAAACCAGCUUCACGUUCUUCCCAUCGGCAGUUUACAACAGCACUGAAGCUGAUGCGGAGAAGUUAAUUCAUGUGAGUCAUAACUUUCCCAAAGGUCUGCCUCUCCAACCCCCAACAAUGCUUAUUCUCAGAGAGUAAAGAACUAACUUGAGUUACUGUAUGAAGGAAAUCUGCUCCCUUUAUCGUCCUGGCUAAUAACUCCCUCUCCAGGGUGCCAGGAGUGCUUCCUGUAUAACAUUGUCCAGUUUUUUAUUUGCUUAAAAAUCCUCACUUCCGAUCUUGGGACACAGAGAGUGCUGAGAGAAGAAACUGCUUGAGGAGGGUUACUUGUCAUUUCUUCUAUGGGUUUGCCUUGACUGUAGCACCUGUGCAUGUAUACUGUCAUAAAUAAAUGUUUGGAGAGAGACAGGUCAAA